Molecule: messenger RNA, 2032 nt
Organism: Drosophila guanche
Lineage: Eukaryota; Metazoa; Arthropoda; Insecta; Diptera; Drosophilidae
Gene: 5-HT1B
Product: 5-hydroxytryptamine receptor 2B
Exons: 10
Coding region: 31-1929 (632 amino acids)
Biological process (GO): adenylate cyclase-activating adrenergic receptor signaling pathway
Cellular component (GO): membrane
Molecular function (GO): G protein-coupled receptor activity
Source: RefSeq, a predicted model, not a curated record
CAUACACACUCACACAUAGGCACACACAUAAUGCUUAAAGCAAUGACAACACCAGCAAUACUGUCAGCAGAGUUCGCGGCUGCUGCUGCUGCUGCUGCUGCUGCUGCUACCAUGGAUGAUGAUGUCCCAACGAGCAUUUUGGAAAUAGAACUGCCUGCCAUUCUGCUCAACGAGAGCCUCUUCAUCGAGCUGAAUGGCAAUCUAAGCCAACUGGAGGACACGGCCGUCAAUCUGAGCCAAAUCAUUUGGAAUCGCAGCGAUGCCAGUGGCAGCAGUGCAAAUGGCAAUGGUAAUGGCAGCCCCAUCUUUGGCCUGGAUGAGCAGCGAAGGGCGGCCAGCGAGCGGGAGGCAGCCGAGUUCUGGCUGCUGGUCAAGAUGAUCGCCAUGGCCGUUGUGCUGGGCCUGAUGAUACUCGUCACCAUUAUAGGCAAUGUGUUUGUAAUUGCCGCCAUUAUACUGGAGCGAAACCUGCAGAACGUUGCCAAUUAUUUGGUUGCAUCUCUGGCAGUUGCUGAUUUAUUUGUUGCCUGUCUUGUCAUGCCACUCGGCGCCGUCUACGAGAUAAGCAAUGGCUGGAUACUGGGACCGGAACUUUGUGACAUUUGGACAUCUUGUGACGUACUUUGCUGCACAGCAUCCAUACUGCAUCUGGUGGCCAUUGCGGCGGACAGAUAUUGGACGGUCACCAACAUUGACUACAACAAUCUCCGGACCCCGCGGCGUGUCUUUAUGAUGAUAUUUUGCGUCUGGUUUGCCGCCCUCAUUGUGUCCCUGGCACCGCAGUUUGGCUGGAAGGAUCCGGAUUACUUGAAGCGCAUCGAGGAGCAGCACUGCAUGGUUUCACAGGAUGUGGCCUAUCAGAUAUUUGCCACCUGUUGCACGUUCUAUGUGCCGUUGCUGGUGAUUCUGUUUCUGUAUUGGAAAAUCUACAUAAUUGCCAGGAAGCGCAUACAAAGACGCACGCAAAAGUCCUUCAAUGUGACGCUGACGGAAACGGAUUGCGAUUCGACGGUCCGCGAGUUGAAGAAAGAGCGCGGCAAGCGGCGCGUGACAGAGCGGAAGCGGCAGGAGGCUGGUGAGGCGACAUCCGCUGGCGGCACAGAGGGGCAUGUGCAGCGGCAAAGGCUCAAGCGAAUGCGAAUCUGCUUUGGCCGCAACACGAACACGUAUGGGAUCUGUGCCGGAUCGGAGGGUGCCGUGGCUCGAUCAAUGGCCGCCAUAGCCGUGGACUUUGCCAGCCUGGCCAUCACGCGGGAGGAGACAGAGUUCAGCACCAGCAACUACGACAACAAGAGCCAUGCGGGCACCGAGCUGACGACAGUCUCCAGUGACGCGGAAGAUUACCGCACCAGCAACGCUAAUGAAAUCAUCACGCUGUCGCAGCAGGUGGCCCAUGCCACGCAGCAUCAUCAGAUAGCUUCCCAUCUGAAUGCCAUUACCCCGCUCGCCCAGUCGAUUGCCAUGGGCGCCAGCAACCUUGCCACACCCACGGCGGGCACGUGCACGGAGGAGAGCGUAGGAGCACUGGGCGAAGCCAGCAGCAGCCCUGGCAAGGGCGCUGGCAUGGGCGUAGGCAUAGGCAUGGGCACUGUACUCUCCAGCAUUGCCAAUCCACACCAGAAGCUGGCCAAGCGGCGGCAGCUGCUAGAGGCAAAGCGCGAACGCAAGGCAGCCCAGACUCUAGCCAUCAUCACGGGCGCCUUUGUCAUCUGCUGGCUUCCCUUCUUCGUGAUGGCCCUGACAAUGAGCCUGUGCAAGGAAUGCGACAUUCAUCCGGCCGUUGCAUCGCUUUUCCUUUGGCUGGGCUACUUCAACUCCACACUGAAUCCGGUCAUUUAUACAAUUUUCAAUCCGGAAUUUCGACGAGCCUUCAAGCGUAUUCUGUUUGGCCGCGGAAAUGCGGCGCGGGCUCGCAGUGCGAAAAUUUGAUUUCAACUGAAGGCCAACGGGGACCAGUAUCUAUGAUUAAGGUGAAACCCCCCCCGCAAAAAGUCUGGCAAAGCCAAUACUCGUGCUCUUGGGAGGGAGGAGC